CUGAACUUUAUAUAAAUCGAACAAGCGUGAACUGUGUAUGCAGCUCAAGCUGUGUUCAUAUCCGUGCUUUAAAUCAGCUGCACCACGUUAAAUGGUUCUGGUACUCGCGGUUCUAACUCGGGGUGACGCUCCCGUGAGUAACGUCAGCUCCUGCGGGAACCGGACUGCGGCUGCAGCCUCCAGCAACCUCCACACAGCUUUCAAGGAAAGAUGGCGACCCGAGUCCUUCAAAGAGUGGGCAGAGGCCUCAAACAGACGAGAAACGGGCUUCAUGCGAGGAGCCCCGUUAACGUGGCUCUCAGGAGCCUCUCAAAUGUCGGUGAUGAAAGCUGGUUCAAAUCCCUUUUUGUUAGAAAGGUCAUCCCCAGAAAAGAUGCUCACUCUCAUCUGCUUGCCAAAAAAGAAGACAACAAUCUGUACAAAAUACAGUUUCACAAUGUUAAGCCUGAGUGCCUUGAUGCUUACAAUGAACUUUGUGAGGACGUCUUGCCUUCCAUUCACGCUGACCCUGAAUACCCCUGUGAGCUUGUAGGCACCUGGAACACAUGGUAUGGAGAGCAGGAUCAGGCAGUUCACCUGUGGAGAUAUCGGGGAGGAUACCCGGCUCUCACCGAAGUCAUGAACAAACUCAGGCAGAAUAAGAAAUUUAUGGACUACAGGAACGAGAGGGGGAAGAUGCUGCUGUCUCGUAGGAACCAGCUGCUGCUGGAGUUCAGUUUCUGGAACGAACCGGUCCCUCGUCCAGGACCCAACAUCUAUGAGCUCCGAUCAUAUCAACUCAGGCCAGGGACGAUGAUCGAGUGAAAUUACUGGGCUCGGGCUAUCGAGAUUCGCCAGCAGAACCAUGAGGCAGUGGGAGGCUUUUUCUCACAGAUUGGAAGUCUGUACACAGUUCACCACUUAUGGGCUUACAAAGAUCUGCAGUCCAGAGAAAACACCAGAAAUGCAGCCUGGCAGCGUGAAGGCUGGGACGAGGUGGUUUAUUACACAGUCCCUCUUAUUCAGCACAUGGAGUCUAGAAUAAUGAUUCCCAUGAAGACUUCGCCCUUGAAGUAACCACGAACACCUGGGGGAAAUUCUCCACAGCCACUGCAACUAUUAGACGGAUCUGUAGAGUGUAACCAACCAUCAGAGUGUGCACUGCCAGGGACAUCGGCUUAACAUCGACACGACUUUGUUUUUUUUCAUUUUCUUUUUUCUGUUUGGAGGAUGAGGUCAAAGCGAUUGCCACCAAAACCGUAUCUGUUAGUUGGCUGUGUUACUGACAUUAAUGUGGUGUGUUUAUGAUUGGGACACACUCCUCUUCACUUUCUGUCAUUUAAAGAGUGUUGUUUGAAAUGUCUUGUCUAUUUUUUUUUCCCUUUCUAUCAGUGUUUUGAAUGCUGGUUACAAGGGCCUGAAAAAUGUUGUAGGAGAAAAUUUACCGUGAUUUAUAAGUCCUGAAUAAAAAAACUGUCACAGCAGAAAAU
Molecule: messenger RNA, 1469 nt
Organism: Archocentrus centrarchus (flier cichlid)
Lineage: Eukaryota; Metazoa; Chordata; Actinopteri; Cichliformes; Cichlidae
Product: protein NipSnap homolog 2-like
Cellular component (GO): mitochondrion
Source: RefSeq, a predicted model, not a curated record